GUAUCAACAACUCCUCUCUGUUUUGUUUUGUACACCAUUUCAUCAGCCUGACGAACCGAAAAACCAAAAUGGCUUCGAGAUUGUUGUGUGCUUCUUCUAUGAUUGCUUCUCAUCUCAGGAUCUCCAUUUCCCAGCGAGGGUUUUCGUCUGUGGUAUUGAAGGAUCUGAAAUACGCGGAUUCACAUGAAUGGGUGAAGAUUGAAGGGAAUAAAGCGACGGUUGGUAUAACGGAUCAUGCUCAAGAGCAUUUGGGAGAUGUUGUCUAUGUAGAGUUGCCUGAUGUGGGACGUUCUGUGUCACAAGGUGAGAGUUUUGGAGCUGUUGAAAGUGUCAAAGCUACUAGUGAUAUCAAUUCCCCUGUCUCCGGUAAGGUCUUUCAAGUCAAUCAAAACCUCUCCGAGUCCCCUGCUUUGGUGAACUCGAGCCCAUAUGAACAAGGAUGGAUCAUAAAAGUGGAGCUUAGUGAUGCAGGUGAAGUGAAGAAACUGAUGGAUUCAGACAAGUACUCCAAGUUCUGCGAGGAAGAAGAUGCCAAGCACUGAGCCUUCUUCUUUUGUUCUGUUCUGUUCUAUUGGGGAAGCAUUACACUGUUCAGCAAGAUGGUCGGAUGAAUCCAUUUGUGUCCAUAGAUGAAACCAAAAAAAGAAGUCUCUCUCCUUCUCUUUGAUCUUUCAUGGAGUUUGUCUCUUUGUUUCUCAUUGGACUUCUUUGAACUAAUUUAGUUCAACUAAAUAAUAAUGAAGAAAAGGAAAAGAUUUUGAUA
Molecule: messenger RNA, 763 nt
Organism: Capsella rubella
Lineage: Eukaryota; Viridiplantae; Streptophyta; Magnoliopsida; Brassicales; Brassicaceae
Product: glycine cleavage system H protein 2, mitochondrial
Exons: 3
Coding region: 69-542 (157 amino acids)
Biological process (GO): glycine decarboxylation via glycine cleavage system; protein lipoylation
Cellular component (GO): cytoplasm; glycine cleavage complex; mitochondrion
Source: RefSeq, a predicted model, not a curated record